GAACAAUUCUAUUUAACUGUCGACAGCCCGGCUUCCAACAACAUAAUCAUGUCGGAGAAACACCCAGGAAAAAGAAUUUGCCAAAUCGUCAAAUUAAAGCCAGAGUACUUGGAAGAGUAUAAGGAAUGCCACAAACAUGUUUGGGAACCGGUUGCUGCUAACUUGAAAAAAUACCACAUCGAAGACUACUCCAUCCACUAUGCCCCAGAAUUUGACUUGUUGAUUGCAACUUUCAAAUACACCGGAGAUGACUGGGCCAAAGACGGUGAGGCUAGCCGACUCGACGAGGGAAACUUCAAGUGGUGGGAGAUGACCGACAAGAUGCAGGAAACGUUGGUACCCGGAUCCACUGGGUCCAGAGAUAAAUCCGGUUGGUGGGUCAAUUUAGAAGAAGUGUUCAGAUACGACCAUUAGCCAGCGAUGUAUACGGUUACAAUAGAACACGUAUUGUUGUCUAAUCAGGAAUGUUUGGUUCCGACUCGGGCCGUAUUCCGUAUGUAGAACACCAUUUUUUAAUUGUCCAAUGGUCUACAGUGCCAAAGCUUA
This is a messenger RNA of Yamadazyma tenuis ATCC 10573, 546 nucleotides long. NCBI's taxonomy places the organism in Eukaryota, Fungi, Ascomycota, Pichiomycetes, Serinales, Debaryomycetaceae. The record is from RefSeq and is a predicted model, not a curated record.